AUGGAGGAGAGGGCCAACUAUAUCGAACGAGCAGAAAAACCACCACCACCAUCGCUAGAAACACCAAAUAAUAAGAAACAAGCUAAUGGUGAUUCUGUGGCGGUAGAGCCAGCAAAGACUGUGAAUCCUUCACCGGGAUUUUUGGAACCUGAGAUGAAAAUGAAUGCUGACGAUGUGAAUAUGCUCCGAUCAGAAUCGGUCAACUCGGUGAACUCCCCUUCAGGACGUUCCAGUCGACUUGGACGAGUCUUCGCCGCAAGACAUGAAAAGGACACGAAAAAUAGGGGAAAUCAACCACGA
This is a messenger RNA of Cylicostephanus goldi, 300 nucleotides long. NCBI's taxonomy places the organism in Eukaryota, Metazoa, Nematoda, Chromadorea, Rhabditida, Strongylidae. The record is from the annotation of a GenBank genome assembly.